CGCCUGCCGCUGAAUGCCUCCGUUUUGUGCGCGCGUGUGACUCCAGAAGGCGCUUUAACGCCGCAUCAUCGAUAGGGUGCUGAAGUGGACAGCUCCCCACACUGAUUCACUAACCAAACAAAAACACGGCGCUCCUCGUGAGGGCUCUGACGCUUCGAAUCUCCCCCCUUUUCAACUCUGAACGAAGAUCUCUGUUUUCAUCCUGUCAAAUUUUGGACUUAUUUUGUGCCGCUGACGAGAGAGCGGCUGCUUUCUCCGCACAAACACCAGUUCGGCGGAUGUUUUGACACCUGUAGCUGAAUCUCUUUCUCUCUCUCUCUCUCAUCCUUUCGCAUGCGUCCUGCAGGAGAGGUGCACUGGCGCUGUUUGAUCUGUGUGGAGUGGAGAGGCGCAAAGGUAGCCUAAAGCCAUUUACGAACGCAUUAAUUUCUAAGCCGCUCUCGGUGUGCGCCUGCACACAGGAAAGAGCAUGGAUAGAGAGGAAUUUGCUCUGACUGGUGCGCUGAGGGUAUUUGUAUUGCUGGGAAUGUAGAGCUGUGGAAACUAAACUAAGGACAGCGUCUGAAACACCGCUUACCCAUACUAACAGCUCGAUAUUUCUCUUCAAGCCGUAUUAGUUAUUAUUUCAUAAACCUGUGAAGAUACAAGUAUUGAUUUUUUUUUUAUCAGCAAUGGGAAAAGAUGAGUGUAAAACAAUGCUGGACGCCUUGAACAAAGUGACCGCCUGCUAUAGGCAUUUGGUCAUCGCCCUAGGAAGCACCUCGGACUCGCAGAACCUACGGGAGGAGCUGAAGAGGACCCGCAAAAAGGCCCAGGAGCUGGCCGUGGCCAACAGGACUAAGCUGACCUCUCUGCUUAAAGACAAGAGCAUCAGCAAAGAUGACCGGGCCGAGUACGAGCGCCUCUGGGUGCUCUUCUCCAGCAGCAUGGAUCUGCUGGAGGUGGACAUGAAAAGGUCCCUGGAGAUAGGGCAGGAUUUCCCCCUCAAGGUGCCGACGAGGCACCUCAUCCAGACGGGUAUGACCGGCGGCACCACCGCCGUGGCGGCCCGGGCCAUGAGUGUGCAGAACAUGAAGUACGAGGUGGACAGCAACAUCGACACGACGGACCUCCGGGAGCUGCAGUCCGAGAUCUGCCAGGUGAGCCAGAUGAUGGAGGAGAUGGAGAUGAAGGUGCAGGUAGCGCCGUGGGCCGUGGAGGCGAAGCAGGAGGCGGGCGCGGAGCUCAAGUCCAACAUGAGUGUGGGCAACUCCUCCGUGGGUGUCAUCUCCAUCUGCGAGGACGAGCCCAAAGAAGAAGACGGUGGAGGCAGCAGGGACACUGGCUUUGCAUCCAUCUGCGCCGUGGUCGGAUUCUUUAUCAUCGUUACUGUCGCUGUGGUUCUAGGAUAUCUGGUCAUCAACAUGUCCUGAACCACACUGUGACCAACAAACAGCACACACUGAAGACAGACACCCUGCGAGGCUGCCCACGGUCCUGGGAGCGUGGGUAAGAGAGCCUGCAACUCCACGCGAGAGAGAGGCAGCUUUUUAUGGACACGUUAUUGAAUUAAUCUUUCUCGGAUUUGUGAAUGUAACAAUGGAAUCGAGGAGUUGCACUAGAUUAAGGGUAGAUCAGCAACUUAGUGUUUCACUCUUAGACAGUGGCGUGCACAGAUAUUUCACGGGGCAGGGGCUCAAGUUAAAAAGGGCACACUCAUUAUUAUGAAUUGAAAAAAGGCAAAAAAAAAUUAUUAACAUGUCCUGCCCAGCAUCUUGGGUAUGCAGUGUGUAAAGAGUCUGUCAUACUCAACCUGUGUGAUGUGAAGUGAGGCUACCAGACUGGACACAGGGACGGGGUUUGGGGUGUGGGAUUAGGGCUGGGGGGUAGACAGAAGGUAACGGCUUGAUGACCUGGGUUAAUGCAGAUGUUUCAUAGGCCAACUCCACAAAUGGCUGUUGUCUUGCAGAAAUUACAACCGAAAUGCAAUUUCUUGGACAUUGUUGCACUGAGAGCUAAUGAUAUGGGCCAUAUGAAAACCAACUGUCUGCGCGUGUCUAUUUUCUGAGCGAACAAAGUAUUCUGUGGGGCCAAAAGGGAGCAGACUUUUUUAGGGGAUGGGGGUGGAAGACACAACAUUACGUGACAGUGUCUGGCCAUCAGGAUGAUAUAAACAAAGCGUAAUCCAAGUGGAUUAGUGGAGCAGCUCAAGCAUAAAUGCAGCCUCCUGUUAAGCAUUCCCCUCAAUGUUCUGCUGAUUGAUGCACUUAAUUUAUGAUUUUAUUCCAGCUGAGGUGAUUGUGAUCAAAGGAGCUGAGGAACCACAGAGUCAGAGAGAUGUAAAAGUUCAAACUUUAGAGUUGAUGUCACAGUUAACCUUUGCUCUUCACAUCACACGGGCUGAAUGUGAACAGAACAGCAUUGUCCUGUUAACACAGUUUGACUACAUUAUAAAAGCCUGUACAGGCAGAUUGUGGUCUAGACUAGAAGCGGACAUCCCGUUGCAUCACAUCUCAAUAUGCUCCAUGAGGGUCUUGGGUCAUAAGAGAUGUCCACAGUCUUUUAAAAAUGUUCACUCCAAGCAUUGUCAUGUUCCUUUACAGGGUUUUUUUCUUGCAGUCAGAAUGUAUAUAUUGCAACAUGAGAACAGAGGGUUUGUAUGUGUCAGAUAAUGUACAUAUACAAUCAGGUAUAUUUAUGAUAAUAAAACUUUGAAACACACUUGAAAA
Solea senegalensis (Senegalese sole) is the source of this 2708-nucleotide messenger RNA. RefSeq names its product regulator of G-protein signaling 9-binding protein. Gene Ontology annotation, biological process: G protein-coupled receptor signaling pathway; detection of light stimulus involved in visual perception. The record is from RefSeq and is a predicted model, not a curated record. NCBI's taxonomy places the organism in Eukaryota, Metazoa, Chordata, Actinopteri, Pleuronectiformes, Soleidae. The coding region runs from base 672 to 1412 and encodes 246 amino acids. The transcript has a single exon. Gene Ontology annotation, cellular component: photoreceptor outer segment; neuron projection.